AAAAAAAUCGAUUCAAGAAUUUGGCAUGCAUGGCAUGGUUUGCCGAUUGCCGGCUGUUAGUUACUUACCGUGUCAAUUUUCAGCGAUAAAAAGAAAGUUUUUAGUAAAUUAAUUAUGUAUCAAAGAAUUCAAUAAUUAAAAUCAGUUGAUUUAGCUAUUGAAAAGUGGUUUAUUGUUAUUCAACGUCUGACGAUUAUAGUUGUCAUACAAGAUGUGUCAGUUGAUGUUUUACAUCGUUGUUUCUAUAUUUUCUGUUUUAAAAACUGCGACUGGCUUAGGUGAAAUAAUUUACGCAAUCAACGCAGGUGGUCCGUCUCAUACGGACAUCUAUGGCAUACACUAUGAAAAGGACCCUCUACAAGGAAGAAUAGGCACGGCUUCGGACUAUGGUAAACAACUGGUUAUGAUCGGUAGAGUUAACACAAAAGACGAAAUAUUGUAUCAAACUGAGCGAUAUCACCACAGCACGUUUGGCUAUGAUAUUCCUGCAAACAGAGACGGCGACUAUGUGCUUGUGCUUAAGUUCAGUGAAGUGUACUUCAAUGCCCCUAACAUGAAAGUGUUUGACGUGGUUUUAAACGGAGAUCAUACUAUUGUAGCUGACUUGGAUAUAUUUGAUAAAGUAGGUCGUGGUGUCGCGCAUGACGAGUAUAUCCCAUACUCAAUUAAAAAUGGUAAAUUGUAUUACAAUGAGGAAGAGUCUGACAUAAGAGGUGGAAAGAUAAAGGUAGAAUUCAUUAAGGGAUACAGAGAUAAUCCCAAAAUCAAUGCAUUGUAUGUGAUGAGAGGCACAAUUGAUGAAGUGCCUAAACUGCCCCCAUUGGUGUGGCCAGAAAAUGAAACGGAAGAACCGAGAGAUGAAGUCGAAGAGAAGAGUUCUAAGUCAAGGCGAGCCAGUGGCCCUAAACAACCUGAUCCAUACUCUAUGGACGAGAGUUCAGUGCUGAUCCCAGUUUUUAUAACUAUAGGUGCUUUUAUUCCACUUUUGUUCUGCCUCUGUAAACUAUAAUCUGUGUGAUUAUACUUAAAAAUAUAAUUUUGGUGUGAUUGUAUGCUGUUUAGUAUAUGUUUAUUUAUUGUGGGUAUAUUUCAUUUCAAUAAAUCAUAUUGACAUUAUUUUAAAGCACUCAAUAUCAAAGCUCAACGGUGAUAGUACAAAGCCAACAAAUGCAAAAUGACUAGUGCCCGUCCCAUGUUGAAAUAUAAUUAAAAUUCUACACUAUGUGCACAUGUUAUGUGCUGGUCAUAAUUAUGCACUUUAUGUAAAUAAAGAGAUCUUGAGUUUAUUUUGCAA
This is a messenger RNA of Spodoptera frugiperda (fall armyworm), 1294 nucleotides long. Its product is annotated as malectin-B. The record is from RefSeq and is a predicted model, not a curated record. Gene Ontology annotation, cellular component: membrane. The coding region runs from base 212 to 1009 and encodes 265 amino acids. The transcript has a single exon. NCBI's taxonomy places the organism in Eukaryota, Metazoa, Arthropoda, Insecta, Lepidoptera, Noctuidae. Gene Ontology annotation, molecular function: carbohydrate binding.